UCUUCUCUUGCACACAGGGAUAGAGGAGACACAGGCAUACAUGCGUGUUAUUCCCAUGGCUAGCGAGGAAGAGCUUGUGUGUGAAGGGAUGCGCCACCCUUUCCAAAGCAAAGAGAUGGAGGAAUCCUUUUCAUAUCUUUGGGGGCUUGAAUUAUGUGUGGUAUAUGCUGCUUUACUGCUUUACCAUCCCUCUCCUUUGAUUAAUCCUGCAGGAAUCAUCCAUUAGAACCCCCAAAAACAAAAGUUGACAAUGCGCGAGCAUCUACGAUGUAUGUAUAGUUAACAAUUGCUAGGCUUGUAGUGUUAGCGGUUUCGCUACAUUCUUUCGGUUUUUGUAAUGCGAGUUGGGAGCUUGAGGAGGGGGUGAUGUGAUUCUCAGGUAGGUAUAUCUGGUGAUUAUCCCUGUGUUUUGAGAUCAAGAUUAGGUAAAAGGUAAAUAUUCCCCCAAGACACCUAGUUGGUUCUCGCUUAGACUUGCAAGGUUCUCUUUGGACUACUUUGAGCUCAUCUUUAAUUCCUUUGAAUCAAACGCACCCACCUAAGCUUUCAUUCUCCCAUGGGUGGACAAUGCAAAAGCUAGUGUGCAUGGAUAUGAAUAAAAACCUUUGCAAAGCUAACUUACCACAAAAUGAGCAUCCACGGAAAAGAUAUUGCAAAUGCUCAUUGGGACGAGAAGACCUGGUCAUGUAAAAUAAGUUCCAUUUUUUCAUGCAUGCCGGCCUGCUGAUGAGAAGAGAUUCACAUCACUAGAACGACUUUGAAUGCCAGAGCUGGAUUUGAUUUGAAUGGAGUUACCAGAAGCAUUUUUUCAAAAAAAAAAAAGGAGCUACCAGAAGCACACACAGGUGAUCGUCAGGGGAGACUACUGACUCGACGAGACUAGAGAGAUGAGAGAGAGACGUCCGUACGAAGAAGAGGCCCAAAACCACAUGGCCCCAUCUGUGUGGUCGUUGUGCUGCGCUGGGAGGAGAUAAGUUUUUGAUUCCCUUGCAUGUACAUGAUGCAUGAAACCUCCUGCAUAUGCAGAAGCUUUUGCAUGCAGAUGCCUUUGAUCUUUGCAAGAAGUUACCAUGCCUUUGCUUUAUCCCCUCCUCCUCCCUGCUAGCUGCUCCUGCUGCUGCUAGCUAGGAACCUCUUGCAAGAUCACACAUGGCUUUUCCUUUUUCUCCCCCUCUAAAUCCACCUUUAUUCUCUCUCUCCCCUCCCAAAACUCACUCUUAAAAGAAGCCGAUUCCCCCUCUGAUCCCUCAUCAAACACACUCUCACAUUCACAUUCUCUCUCUACAGCCCUCUCUCUCUCUCUCUUUCUAACACACAGACGCUACUUGAUUAUAUUCAUAUCUGAGAGGUAAUAUACUAGAAGCUUGUAGCAGCUAUUGCCAAUAGUGCAAUCCCCAACACGAAAACAUAUACUUCGUCUUGCACUAGUGAUCCUAGUGCAACGGCUGAGCUCGGCAGCAUGGCGUCUUCGCCCUCCGACCUAACCCUAGACUACAAGCCCGCCAACGGCAACGGCGGCGGCGGCGGCGCGUACGCGGUGAUCCCGAAGCAGCAGGAGCCGCUCGUCGACGGGCACCAUCUGACGACGGAGCAGACGACGCAGAAGCUCCGGGAGUUCCUCGCCCGCCUGGAGGAGGAGCGGCUCAAGAUCGACGCCUUCAAGCGCGAGCUCCCCUUGUGCAUGCAUCUUCUCAACCACGCCAUGGAGGCCUACAGGCAGCAGCUGGAGGCGUACCAGCUGGGGAGCCUGCAGGGCGCGCCGGCGAGGCCGCUGGUGCUGGAGGAGUUCAUACCGCUCAAGAACAUCGGGAUCGACGCCGCCGGCGACAAGAUGGGGAACCCGCCGUCGGAGAAGGCGAGCUGGAUGGAGUCGGCGCAGCUCUGGAACGGGCCCGGCGCGGCGGUAGCGGCGGCGGACACCGCGGCGAAGGGGCCGCAGACUCCCAAGGAGAGCUCGGAGCACCCGCUGCCGAUCGACACGCUCGGCGCGCUCGACGCCGCCGCGGGGCAGCGCAACGGCGGCGCGUUCCUCCCGUUCGGCAAGGACAAGGUUGCCGCGGAAGGCGCCGCGCUGCCGGAGCUCGCCCUCGCGCCCUCGGAGAAAGACGCGGCCGAGGCCGAAAGGAAGCCGUACCUCGACGCCGCCGGAGCCAAUGGUGGCCUCGGCGCGCGGAGAGACCUCCAGAACGGGGCGAAGCCGGCGUCGAACGCGCCGGACGGGCAGGCGCCCCCGCCCCCGCCGCAGACCCACCGGAAGGCCCGGCGGUGCUGGUCGCCGGAGCUGCACCGCCGCUUCGUCAAUGCCCUCCAGAUCCUCGGUGGCGCCCAAGUGGCGACCCCGAAGCAGAUCCGCGAGCUGAUGAAGGUGGAUGGAUUGACCAAUGAUGAGGUGAAAAGCCAUCUCCAGAAGUACAGGCUGCACACGCGGCGGCCGAUGCCGACGCCGCCGGCGCCGGCGACCGCGGCACCGCAGCUGGUGGUGCUGGGCGGGAUCUGGGUCCCGCCGGAGUACGCGACUCAGGCGGCGGGCCAGGCGAUCUACGGCGCGCACCCGGCGACGCAGCCGCACUACACGGCGGCCGUGGCGGCGGCGCAGGAGUACUACCCGCCCCCCGCCGCGGUGCACCACCUGCAGCACCACCCGGCCGCCAUGGUGCACCGCGCGGCCGCGCCGCCGCCAGCGGCCGCGUACAAGGCGGCCAUGGCGGGCUCGCCGCCGGAGUCGUCCGAGGGCCGCGGCAGCGCGGGGGGAGGCAGCGUCGGCGUCGGCGGCGGGAGGGAGAGGUCCGAGAGCAUCGAGGAGGAGGAGGGCGAGGACCGGGAGGACGAUGACGACGACGACGACGACGUGCCGGCAGCCAAGGCCGACGGCGAGGAAUCCGCCGGCGCCGCGGCGACCAAGUACUGAUCCAAGAAAUUAACUAGCGUGCCCUACUCCAUUACUGAAUAGCUAGCUUAGUCAUUAUUAGCUCCGGGAUUUUCUAAAAGUCUGUGCUGUUGCAUCAUCGGGAAAAGUGGAUUUUUGUUCGCGCCCGCGCGGGGAGCGGACGCUGAUCGAUCUGAACUCACUCGACUCCACUCAACAUGUGGAGUGGAGCGGAGUGUCCGAGAUUGUCCCAUUCGUGAUGUGAUAUAUGAGCGGGGGGCUUUUCUGUACUUUUGGGGCUUGGCGCAUUGGUCUCUCUUCGUUUUUUUUGCCUUUGUUUUCGUUCGAACUAGUAAAUAUAUUUGUCGUGAAAAUUUGAUCA
Molecule: messenger RNA, 3248 nt
Organism: Panicum hallii
Lineage: Eukaryota; Viridiplantae; Streptophyta; Magnoliopsida; Poales; Poaceae
Product: transcription factor NIGTH1
Exons: 4
Coding region: 1460-2908 (482 amino acids)
Biological process (GO): regulation of DNA-templated transcription
Molecular function (GO): DNA-binding transcription factor activity; DNA binding
Source: RefSeq, a predicted model, not a curated record